AUGUCGUCUACAAGCGAGUCCUUCACGCUCCCAAAUGGGCGACAGAUGGCCUAUGAUCUGUCAUCCAGCGAUCCCUCCAAUCGCGUGGUCCUUCUCUCUAAUUCCUUGGCCGAAGAUUUGACCUCCUGGGACCGCGUCGUGCCGGUAUUGGAAAACCAAGGCUUCCGCGUCCUUCGCUACGAUCAUCCGGGCCAUGGACGCUCGGGUGCACCUACUGAAGACGAAUUGACCUCCAUGACAUUCGAGAACUUGGCGGAUGAUGUCUAUCAUCUUCUCGGGCAUCUCAAAAUCAACAGGUUGCAUGCCUGGAUCGGUGUCUCAAUGGGUGGAAUCAAGGCCGUGUACUUCACCGCGCGCCAUCCGGGCAUCGUGAACAAGAUCGUCGUGGCUGACGCUAUCGCCGCCUCCCCGGCUGUAGCCUGUAUCCCCGAUAACUUCGCCGCCCGAGUAAGCGCCGUCAAGCAGUCGGGUUCCAUAUCAGAGGACCUGUCAAAUACUCGGAAGCGUUGGUUUGGUGAAGAUUGGAUGGCGCGGCAUUCGGAGGAGACGGCCAGGAUGGAGAAUUCCAUGGCGACAACUACAAUUCAGGGGCUGGAAACGUGUUGCGCCGCCCUAAGAAGCGCUUCUUUCGACCUGAGGCCGCUUUAUCCGAAGGUGGGACACGGCUGCGAAGAGGCGCUCAUCGUCGCCGGGGAGAAGGAUGCGGACCUUCCAGUCAAGAUGCAGGAGAUGCGACAGGCUAUUGAGGAGAGCUUCCGGAGUUGUGGAAAGAAGGUGCCCGUACGGAUGGAAAUUAUCAAUAAUGCCGGGCAUGUUCCCUAUAUUGAUGGUUUCGAGAACUUUUGCGAGAUAAUCACCAAAUUCCUUUCCUAG
This is a messenger RNA of Penicillium maclennaniae, 873 nucleotides long. RefSeq lists its product as uncharacterized. The record is from RefSeq and is a predicted model, not a curated record. Lineage: Eukaryota; Fungi; Ascomycota; Eurotiomycetes; Eurotiales; Aspergillaceae. The coding region runs from base 1 to 873 and encodes 290 amino acids. The transcript has a single exon.